Messenger RNA from Tachyglossus aculeatus (Australian echidna), 1050 nucleotides. Its product is annotated as G-protein coupled receptor 54-like. Lineage: Eukaryota; Metazoa; Chordata; Mammalia; Monotremata; Tachyglossidae. Gene Ontology annotation, molecular function: G protein-coupled peptide receptor activity. Gene Ontology annotation, cellular component: membrane. Bases 1 to 1050 code for a protein of 349 amino acids. The record is from RefSeq and is a predicted model, not a curated record. The transcript has 5 exons. Gene Ontology annotation, biological process: neuropeptide signaling pathway.
AUGGAGGAGAAGGACGGGGCCGGGAACGGCUCCCGGCCGAGCAUCCCGGGCCGCUGGCUGGAUAACGGGACCGGGGAGGGCCCGCCGCCGCUGCUCACGGACGCCUGGCUCGUUCCUCUCUUCUACGCGCUGGUCAUGGCUUUGGGGCUCCUGGGCAACGCGCUGCUCCUGUUCGUGUUGAGCCGGCGGCGGGGCACGCGUACGGCCACCCACUGCUACCUCGCCAACUUGGCCGUCACAGACGUGGUGUUCCUGCUCUGCUGCGUGCCUUUCACCGCCACCCUCUACCCGCUGCCCGGGUGGGUUUUCGGGGAGUUUAUGUGCAAGUUUGUCAACUACGUGCAGCAGGUGACGGUCCAGGCCACCUGCCUGACACUGACAGCUAUGAGCGUCGACCGCUGCUAUGCCACGCUGUUCCCCCUGCGCUCGCUGCGCCAUCGGACGGCCCACGGCGCCAUGGCCGUCAGCACCGCCAUCUGGCUGGGCUCGUUGGCCCUGGCAGUGCCGGCAGCGUUGCCCCCGCGGCUAGAACUGGGCUACUGGUAUGGGCUUCGCAUUUACUGCACCGAGGUCUUUCCCAGCCUGUCUGGGGCCCGGGCCCUGGGGGUCUACACCUUUCUGGUCGCCUACCUGCUGCCCUUGGCCACCAUUGGCCUGUGUGCCGCCUGUGUCCUGCACCGCUUGCGCCGGCCUGCUGUGGGGCCCCUGGAGGCUGGGCAUCAGGCCCCUCCGGGCCCCCGUCCUUCACGGGCCCGGGUGUCGCGGAUGGUGGUGGCUGUAGUGGUGGUGUUUGCCGUCUGUUGGGGGCCCAUCCAGCUGUUCCUGCUGCUCCAGGGCCUGACCCCCUCUGCCCGCCCCUCCUACACCACUUACAAGUUCAAGACCUGGGCCAACUGCAUGAGCUAUGCCAACUCAGCCCUCAACCCCCUGGUCUACGCCUUCCUGGGUCACAACUUCCGCAAGUCCUUCCACAAAGCCAUUCCCUUGCUCUCCCGGCCUCCAGCCCCUGAGGCCCUGCCCGCAACGAGGGACCUCGUUCCUCUUGCCUGA